AACUGACCUCAAAGUUAAGAUUAUUCUUGCCCCUCCCUCACAUUUUUUCUAGCUGACGGACUGCAAUAAACUGAGCGUUUGCAGCUGCAUUCCUUGAGAAAGACAGAAGACAGAUUCUUUCAACCAUGGCAAACCAGGCGUUUUCCCCAGAGGCUGCUUUCCCUCAUGGGAGGCGGAGGGAGAAAUGGGACCCCAGGCUUCUUUCAAGGGCAAGGACUUGCUUGGGAAAAAACGAGAAUGCCUCCAGGCCUACAGCUGGUGGAGAACACCACAGAAAAAACAAAAGAAAAGGAACAAAAUAAACCCAGGAAGAAUAGAGUUUGUUAGUAGUAGUAGUUCAGCCAGACCAGAUUAUUCAAUAUUUGUUGGGGAGCUUACCCCAGAAGUGGGUGAUUUCCAGCUCUGUGACUAUUUCCUAAAGAGGUAUCCCUCAUGUAUUGACUGCAAAAUAGCAACAGACCUGCUGGGAUAUUCCAGAGGGUAUGCCUACGUCAGAUUUGGUGAGCAAGGUGAUCAGAUGAGGGCACUGCAAGACUGCCAGAAUGCACCAGGUCUGGGGGGAAAACGAAUCCGGCUGAGCAUAGGAAUUUCUAAAAGGUAACCAAUGAGUUGUGCAUUGAUACAGUUAUUCUAAAUAAUCAGAUUCUUGUAGUUCUGCCUUUGUAAAGUCUGUGGCCCUUGCUGUAAUGGCUGUACACAGGAUGCAGUCUACAAAA
This is a messenger RNA of Anas platyrhynchos (mallard), 716 nucleotides long. Its product is annotated as tRNA selenocysteine 1-associated protein 1-like. The record is from RefSeq and is a predicted model, not a curated record. NCBI's taxonomy places the organism in Eukaryota, Metazoa, Chordata, Aves, Anseriformes, Anatidae. Gene Ontology annotation, molecular function: RNA binding.